Messenger RNA from Microplitis mediator, 3718 nucleotides. RefSeq lists its product as uncharacterized. The transcript has 3 exons. NCBI's taxonomy places the organism in Eukaryota, Metazoa, Arthropoda, Insecta, Hymenoptera, Braconidae. The coding region runs from base 95 to 1990 and encodes 631 amino acids. The record is from RefSeq and is a predicted model, not a curated record.
GGUUCUGCCAAACGUCAAUUAGUCAUUCAUACUACCGCUUAUUUUACGAAUUAAAUCAUUAGAAAUUUUAAUCAAUUGAUUAAUUUCAUUAAUAAUGAGGCUUAAUAUCAUUAUUUUAUUUUACUUUUGCUCGUUUAUCGUCAGUAUUACGUGUUACAAUUUUAAAAUUCACGAUUCGUCGUCCAAAGAUUCAACGAAACGUCUGAGCAGCCAUGCGAGAAAAUUGGCUGAAAUGUGUUUUACAAAUAAUUCAAACCCGUUGAUAAUAACCGCGGAUUUAGUUGACGAUUCCGAAGUUCAAAACCCAUAUGAUUUUGAUGCCAAAAAUCCGAUGAUUGUAAUCGACGGUAAUUUUAAAUCAGAGAAGAUGACGGGUUUGAUUCCUUCUUACCCGACGUAUGUGCUUUCAUUUGAGUCAAUUGAAAAACUGGGAAUUUUAAUCAAAGAAUUUAAAUCAUCAAAAAUUUGGAGCAUCACGUCUCCAUUUUUGAUCCUGGAGACUAAUGAAGAGUCUGGCUGCGCAAACGCGGGAAAUAUAUUGAAAUUUUUGUGGAAAUAUGAUUUGUUGUCUGCGUAUUACUUGUGUUAUCAAAAAGAUCUGAGUUUUGUUUAUACUUUUAACCCGUUCACGAAGUACGCGCCGCUACCGUGGGAAGAAAUUGAAACUGCGGAAAAAUUUAUUGGGAAUAAAUCGACACUCUACAGUCUGAGAUAUUCAGAAGACCAGAAAGUAUGUAAAAAUCUAACCUUCGAUAAGACGCAGUACCUAGACGGCCACCAGAUUAAAGCCAGUGCUUUUGGUGUCAUAAAAAACGAUACUGCCCAAGGAAAAAUUCAUGCCCUAAACAAACAUAUGAACAAAACCUUAGGCGCAAAAAUCGUCGAUAUAUACAGUUUACUUUCGCACAUAAACGCCACAUGGAAAACAGAUUUUUUCCCUUCAAGUAUGGCACGAAAUGCGAACAACCGCGGCUACAUUGAGCUAUUGGUCAACAAUGAGUACGACAUGGGUGACCAAUUGCGGCAAUUAGCGGACACUAAUCCCGAGUUCACUGAUAUCAUAACCGCGUAUCGCGAAGUCAAGUUCUCAAUUAUCACAAAGAAAACCAAUUACUCAACGGCAAUUAGCGAGUUAGCUUACAAUCCACAGUUUCUGGUCCUGUGCCUUGUCGUGCUCAUCCUGAUAUCGGUGGUAAUAAUAAUUAACAACAAAUUUGAUGUAAGAAGGGGUAUUAUGGACGUGGUAAGAAUCUCAGCAAGCAUGGGAAUCUUGUCCCCCAUAGACCGUCUCUCUAUGCGGAUUGUUUUCUUUACCGGGUUCCUGUUUGUGUUCACGGUAAUGCCAGAGUUCCAGGGCCAGAUAACUGCGGUAUUGUCGAAACCAAUGAGACGCAAUGUUGAUACGCUGCAAGAUCUCUAUGAGCAUAAAUACCACGUCUACUUUGAUGGAAUACUACACAAUGAUAUGAUGAGUCAGAAAUUGUGGGAGACUGAUGAGGACAAAGAGUAUUUGCAUUCAUCAAAUUUCACGGUUAUCAAAGAAUGUUACAAGGAAGCACUUAAAGACCCGACUGUUGCGUGUAUUUAUAACACUAAUUCAUUAGUAUACAGAGCAUUGCAAUUUAAUGAGUUGCAUUUGUCAAGAAAAAUAGUGUUCAAAAAAUAUUUGGUCUAUUGGACCAGAAAAAACUGGGCUUUGAAAUCAAAACUUGAUGGCGUUGGUCUGAUCCCGCUGGAAAUGGGAUUUAAUAAGUAUAGAGAUGACAAGAAAAUAAGGGAGAGAAUUGAUAAGUUGAAGAAAAAAGACAAGAUUAAUGAAGAUACGAACUAUGGGCAAAUUGACUUGGAUAAUUUUGUGUUCGCUUAUAUUUUUACGGGAUCGGUUUUCUUGUUGGGAAUUGUGAUUUUCGGAAUGGAGAUACUUUUUAGUAAAUGGUCUAGACUUUACAGACAAUUUCAGCUCCGUAGAAGGAGUAGAGCUCGAAAUUGAAGAAAAUCGGUCAGGCGAAUAUGGGAUUUUGCAUUAGUUUUGGGAUAUUGUCGAGAAAAAUGGAUCAUAUAUGAAAAUUUGACCAUAUAUGAAGCAUACAUGCUCUAUAUGUAAUCUAUAUAUGGGCAUAUAUGAAGCAUACUUCUAUGAUCAAUGGCCCAUUUUCUUAUAUGGAUCAUAUGUGAACAUAUAUGAUGUGUAUAUGGACAUGUUUGAAGCAUAAUUAGACCAUAUAUGGCGAAUUUUUAUGUAUGGAUCAUCAUACAGCAUACAUGGGCGUAUUGGGAGCAUUUAUGGAUCAUAUAUGGACCAUUAUAGCGCAUAUAUGAACAUAUAAAGCAUACAUAGGAAUCUGUUUAUUUUUCAUAUACAAAUCUAUGGAGUAUAUAUAUGGGCAUUAGGGUGCGUCGUUUCGGAGCAAAAUUUUUUUUUUAGUGCAUGGAAAAAAUCAUAGUUCAACACAAAAAAAAAAUUUUCGCGCAAGAAAAAAAAAUUGUAUGUCGAUUACAGACCCAGCUCAUGGAAAAAUUCGACUCCCAUUUAAAUAACGCGGGAAAUUUUUUUUUUAACUUUGAGUAUUUUUACCUCGUUAACAAAUCGAUGGAUCGAAUAGACUAAUAUAUAUUUUGGUAGGAAAUUGAACGCUUUACAAAAAAAGGUCUCUUAUCAUUUUUUUGAUAAAUCCAUCUGUUCAAAAGUUAUUUGAGAUUGGAGUAAAGUUGGAGAUCUUUUUACUUUUCUGGCGAAACUAUCAGACUUAUCGCAAAAUGUCAUAGGGUCUUUUUUGUUGACAAUUUUAUUCUCUACAAAUUAUUAUCAAUAAAGUUUUUUCAAAUUCCGCAUUGUUUUCUAGUUAUUUUCACUUUAAUGUCGAGCUCUUGAAAUCGAUCAGAACACUACUUUUUUAAGAGCUUGAAAUUAAAAUAAAAAUAACUAGAAAACAAUGCGGAAUUUGAAAAAAUUUUACUGAUAAUACUUGUAGAGAAUAAAAUUUCCAACAAAAAAGACCCUAUGAAAUUUUGCGAUAAGUCUGAUAGUUUCGCCAGAAAAGUGAAAAGAUCUCCAACUUUACUCCGAGCUCUAAUAACUUUUGAACAGAUGGAUUUAUCAAAAAACGAUAAGAGACUUUUUUUUUAAAGCGUUCAAUUUCCUUCAAAAAUAUGUAUUCGUCUAUUCGAUCCAUCGAUUUGUUAACGAGUUAAAAAUACUCAAAGUUAAAAAAAAAAUUUCCCGCGUUAUUUAUUUGGGAGUCGAAUUUUUCCAUGAGCUGGGUCUGUAAUCGACAUACAAUUUUUUUUCUCGCGCGAAAAUUUUUUUUUUGUGAACUAUGAUUUUUUCCACAUGCACUUAAAAAAAAAUUUUGCUCCUCAAUGACGCACCUAAUGGGCAUAUAUGGACAGACAUAACUAUAUAUAAAAUAUAUGUGGAUCAUAUAUGGACAUAUAUGAAGCAUAUGUAGAUCAUAUAUGGACUAUAUAUUCAUAUAUAAAUCUUUACAGAGCAUAUGUGGGCAUAUAUGAUGCAUAUACGGGUUAUAUAUGAAGCAUAUAUGUCCAAUUUUCAUAUGUGGCCAUGUAUGAUUCGAUUUUUUACAGUUUGCUAGUAUUUUGAGAUCAUAGUUCAUGACCUUUUUAUAAAGCUAGAAAUUUACUGCAAAAACAUGAAGAAUAAUCAUAUAUUUGAAUCAAUACUUAAAGUACAAGUUUAUUUUAUAGUUGAUUUUUUAUG